ACGAUCUAUUUAGUUUUCUUUGAUACAAUUGACGAAGAUGAACUACAAAUUAUCAAGGGAAGAACCAUACAUUCUUUAAUUAUCUCUUACUAAUGGUUUCUGUCUUCUUCUAGCGUAUGAUAUCUUGUAUGAAGUUCCAAAUAUGGAACAAAAUCAUGGAAAAUUCAAGACAACAAAGAUAUAGUUGAAGUCUUAGGAAGUUUCUUUGGUUUUAGUCCAUAUCUAUGGAGAUUUAUUCGAUAGAAUUUAUGUAUAAUUAUUAAACUUAGAUAUUUUUUUUUGAAUCAAACGAUAUUUUCAAAAGAUGUCGCAUAAAAUCACUAACAUAGUAACCAUUUUUAUUUGUAACGAAUCAGUCGUAAAGAUGAUGUCACUCAAAAACAUCAAAGCAAAGCAAACCGUCACCAAAAACUUGCACCACUUUCCGUCGUACAUCGUCAUGAAUAUUUUCAUCAUUUUUUUCUAACUUCCUUCCAUUCUCGAUUAUUCUAGAACAUUCUAGAUAAUACCAGAAAAUCUCGUGUAACAUUAUAAAAGACGUACGUGAGACCAUUUUUCUUCAUCUCAACAAUUAUUCAAACUUAGUUAAAUUUUUAUUAGACAAAAAUGGCUACAGCUAUUGGUAUUGAUUUAGGUACAACCUAUUCAUGUGUUGGUAUUUUUCAACAUGGAAAAGUAGAAAUUAUUGCAAACGAUCAAGGAAAUCGAACAACACCAUCAUAUGUUGCAUUUACUGAUAGUGAACGAUUAAUUGGUGAUGCUGCUAAAAAUCAAGGAGCAAUUAAUCCAAAUAAUACAAUAUUUGAUGCAAAACGACUUAUUGGUCGUAAAUUUGAUGAUGCCACUGUACAAUCCGAUAUGAAACAUUGGCCAUUUAAAGUUAUUAACGAUAAUAGUAAACCAAGAAUUCAAGUUGAAUAUAAAAAUGAAACAAAAUCAUUUACACCUGAGGAAAUCUCAUCAAUGGUAUUAAUAAAAAUGAAAGAAACAGCUGAAGCUUAUCUUGGUAAAAAAAUUUCAAAAGCUGUUGUUACCGUUCCAGCUUAUUUUAAUGAUGCUCAAAGAAAAGCAACAAAAGAUGCUGGUAUGAUUGCUGGUCUUGAUGUUCUACGUAUUAUUAAUGAACCAACAGCAGCAGCCAUUGCUUAUGGUUUAGAUAAACAAAUUCAAACAGAGAAAAAUGUUCUUAUAUUUGAUUUGGGUGGUGGUACAUUUGAUGUGUCCGUAUUAGUUAUUGAUCAAGGUAUAUUUGAGGUUAAAUCAACAGCUGGUGAUACACAUUUAGGUGGUGAAGAUUUUGAUAAUCGAAUGGUUACACAUUUUGUUGAAGAAUUUAAACGAAAAGCUGGUAAAGAUAUAUCAAAAAAUAAUCGUGCACUUCGUCGAUUACGUACUGCAUGUGAACGAGCAAAACGUACAUUAUCAACACAAUCACAAGCAUCAAUUGAAAUUGAUUCUCUUCAUGAAGGUGUUGAUUUUAAUUCAUCAAUCACACGUGCUCGAUUUGAAGAAUUAUGUAGUGAUCUUUUUCGUUCAACCCUUGAACCAGUUGAAAAAGCUUUACGUGACGCUAAAAUGGAUAAAUCAAGUAUUCAUGAAAUUGUACUUGUUGGUGGUUCAAUUCGUAUUCCAAAAAUACAAAAAUUACUUCAAGAUUUCUUCAAUGGAAAAGAAUUAAAUCGAUCAAUUAAUCCUGAUGAAGCUGUUGCUUAUGGUGCUGCUGUUCAAGCAGCUAUUUUAACCGGUGAUAAAUCCGAUGAAGUUAAAGAUGUACUUUUACUUGAUGUUGCACCGCUUUCAUUGGGUAUUGAAACAGCUGGUGGUGUCAUGACAGCUUUAAUUAAACGUAAUACAACUGUACCAACAAAACAAACACAAACAUUUACAACCUAUUCGGAUAAUCAACCCGGUGUUGAUAUUAAAGUCUAUGAAGGUGAACGUUCAAUGACACGAGAUAAUCAUUUAUUAGGUAAUUUUGAACUUUCUGGUAUUCCACCCGCUCCACGUGGUGUACCACAAAUUGAAGUUACAUUUGAUGUUGAUGCUAAUGGUAUCUUAAAUGUAUCUGCUAUUGAGAAAUCAAGUGGACGAGAAAAGAAAAUAACAAUUAGUAAUAAAGAACGAUUAUCAAAUACUGAUAUCGAAAAAAUGAUUGCUGAUGCUGAAAAAUUUAAACAAGAAGAUGAAAAACAACGUGAACGUAUAACAGCAAGAAAUUCACUUGAAUCCUAUUGUUUUAAUAUCAAAACAAGUGUUAAUGAUGAACAAAUUUCAUCAAAAUUAUCAGCUGAUGAUAAAACAAAAUUAAAUGACAUAACUCAAUCAGCAAUUCAAUGGAUGGAUUCAAAUCAAUUAGCUGAAAAAGAUGAAUACGAACAUAAACUUAAAGAAGUCGAACAAGUUUGUUCACCAAUCAUGACUAAACUUCAUUCAGGUCAGAGUGGUGGUAUGCCAAAUGGUAAUACUCAGUCAAACUCAAAUAGUAAAGGACCAACUAUCGAAGAAGUUGAUUAA
Molecule: messenger RNA, 2514 nt
Organism: Adineta steineri
Lineage: Eukaryota; Metazoa; Rotifera; Eurotatoria; Adinetida; Adinetidae
Source: the annotation of a GenBank genome assembly